UCCCCUUUGAAACUCGAGGGUGCUUUGAUGCGUGGGUGGAGUAACUCUAUCCGCAAGGAGGGAAAGAAUGUUUUUGCACUUAAUCACGAGUGGCAAAUACCCAAUUGCGAAGGAAAUCUGAAUAGGGUCUACUGCCUUUCAAAGUGUUUUGAAACCUUCUCAAUGGGCAUUCGAAGACCCGCGCCGUUUCAGCAGGUCUAGCAUUUUGUCCUGGGGCCGAUUCAAUUUAAAAGACGAAUGCUCCUUUCGCCUUCCCAUCAUGGCAGCACCAUCACACCGGGCUCAAGACAUCUAUCCCUCAGCAAUGCUCUUCCAGGGUCACGGUUAUCCGCUUUGGCAUCCAGCACCACCGUCGAAUUUUCCUCCUGAUUAUGUUCGCCGUGGAACCCAAAUUGGCGAUCUUGGAUAUCUUAACGAUACUGGGGGGUUUAUUUACCUCUUCAAUGUGUACAAGGAUGCUGAGGAUCCUGUCAAUCUGAAACGGGUUCCUCUUGGCUUUGUACCACUCAAGUCGGAUUCUGGUGUACGAGAAGAACUGGAAUUUCAUGCUAAGAACUCGAUGAUUUCUAUGUCUCGCGUGGAGUCGCAGAGAUCGGCCGGGCCAUUUUUCAAAUCUACGAGUUCAAUCACACACGGCCCUCUCCUUGUCCUUCCCGAUGGUGCCGAACGCUAUAAUUCCGAAAAUCCAGGUCUUCUCGGGGAAUAUGCAGCUGCCAAUGCUCACAGCUGGUAUGAAUACCUCAAUGGCCAAGGCAGGGGGAUCCGCAACGGUACACUUUACCUUGUCACUGGAUGCGACAAGUGUUGCUCUUGGACCAUCCAAUGUUACGCGCAGUCCAGCAACACAUCGAAGUUUAUACUUGGUGGUGCAAGACGGGAGAUGCACACAGCUUCUGGUGUCCAUCAAAGAAGUCGCCAGCGCGACAUGAGACCAGGAGCGACUGCAAAUCAGACUAUUUUCUUGCGCGGAUACUCGAUCUCUGUGCGUGAUCGACCAAUGUUAUGUGUGUUCAAGGGUAUUAGGAAGGACACGCCAACCAUCAUGAUGAGGAUACUGGCACUCUUACCAAGAACCAAACCGGAGGAGAUACCCUACGACAACAGAUCUACGCAUGAGGUUGACACGUCGGUUCAGCAGUUCCCCGAUGUCUAUCCAUCAUUGUUAGUAAAUGGCCAUAUACUGGAUACUGUAAGCCACUACGUCGUAAGGGCGCACUUGAGCUCACCCCAACUUCCCUAGUACUAUGGCGCCACUGUUGCGCUCACGAGUGAUCACUACAAGGGUAUAGUAAAUAAUGCUCAAAACCCGCUCAAUGCAGUAAAACUUUCGAAUGAUCUCGUGUCCAGUACUAACCUGGUUUUUAUUACGAAAAGCUCGGAAACAGACAAUGCAUGGAUUGCAAAUCAAUGCGACCAACACAACGUGG
Molecule: messenger RNA, 1427 nt
Organism: Desarmillaria tabescens
Lineage: Eukaryota; Fungi; Basidiomycota; Agaricomycetes; Agaricales; Physalacriaceae
Exons: 5
Coding region: 260-1240 (326 amino acids)
Source: RefSeq, a predicted model, not a curated record